UUUAAAAGUAUUUCUAUGAAGAGUGCUCGGGCACCAAGUCAUAGGAGACCAAGGAAGGAUGCCAUCAGCACCCGAGGAGUGCUGCGGCGCUCCAGCCGAAUCCGCAAACUGGCAGGGAGUUUGCCGCAGGAGGAGAGUGCCAUCAGCGCCCGAAAGGGGGAGCUUGCUUUAUCCCUUCAAUACGUUAUUAAGCAGUUAGAGGAAUGUCAUAAAACAAUGGUUGUGCGGGUUAGUUCACGUGAUGUCGAGGAGCAGCUGAAGGCGACCAAAGCUCUCGGGGAAUUGUUCCGUGACGAAAGAGGCUUUCCUCUUAAAGCAUUCAUAAAAUGUGGUGUUGUUAGUCAAGUUGUUAAGUUUCUAGAGGCGGGACAUUCUGUGCAGCUCCAGCUUGAAGCUGCUAGGGUUCUCACAAAUCUUGGUUCUCAUUGUAUGUCGUGGUAUCCUCGUUUGGUUACUGAGGUGGUGAUUGAAUACGACCUGGUGGAAAAAUUUGUAGAUUUUCUGAACUCUCCAGAUGAUGAUAUUCGUGCUCAGGCUCUCUUGGCACUAGGACAUUUUGCUGCUCGCGAUAAUGAUUGCCGUGACCAUGUUCUUCACCAGAAGGAUUUGCUUUCUUUCCUGGGUGGCUUGAAGGGGAAUGAGGAGCUUUCCAUGCUGAGAUCAACCUCGUGGACUCUAUUGAUGUUUUACAAGGACAAGCUACAACCUGCAUUUGAGCAGGUGAAGCCAGCACUCACAGCUCUUCGUACCCUUGUUUGUUCAAAUGAAGAUGAAGUGCUAAUAAAUGCAUGCGGAGUACUUUGUAUCCUUUUUCGGGGUAAAAAUGACAAUAUUCAAGACGUCAUUGAUGCAGAUGUUUGUCAGCGGCUGCUUGAUCUCCUCACGUAUCCGUCUUCUUCAGUAUUCAUACUUGCCCUCCGUGCAAUUGGAAAUAUUGUUUUCAGUUGCUGCAUCCUUAAACAGCAAAUUAUUGACCGUGGCGUCCUUCAUCGUGUGUCGGAGUUCUUGCUAAGAAAGAACCUUGAGAAAAAAAGACCGAAAAUUGAGAUCUGCAAGACUACAAAGCAUAUUAUCGCUCGGAACGGUGAGGAGUUUGAUGUUGUUGAGAAGAUACAAUACGAUGCCUGCCGGAUAAUAGCGAUUAUUAAUAAAGGGAACAGCAAGCACAUACAGGCUGUAAUUGAUGCUGGAUUAAUAGCUCCUCUGGUCGAAUUGAUUAGCACUGGAGACACCGAACCUCGUGUAAAGCAUAUGGCUGCCUGGGCAAUUUCAAUUGCUAUUACCGAUGGGACUGAUGAACAUAUUAAGCACCUAGUGACAAUGGAGGACUGCUUAAAGCCUAUGUGUGAUUUGCUCAAUUUGGAUUGUUUAAUGACUAUCAGUGUCGCUCUAGAAGGAUUGGUUAAAGUGAUGGAGUCUGCAAAACGCUCUAAUUUUUCUUGUGCCGACAAGUUCCUAGAAUGUGAUUUUGGGAAGUUUUAUAAGACUAGUUGUUAUUUUGUUAACGUUAACCUAUGUGAGAAGGCUUGCACCUUAAUGGCUAACUUGCAGAGGUAUGGUUACAAGCACAAAUAUGAUGUUAAAUAGCCUGUUCCUUGAUGUACCGUCCAUCAUCCUAUCACAGGCAUAACUUUAUUUAUAGUUUCUUUUGCUCUUAUAUAGACGUAGGCCCAUGCUAGAGCCUGGGCCCUACAUUUGUUGAUAAUUGUAUUUCUCUAAUUUCUAAGCGGACCUUAGUAGUUUGAAGUUUGAACAAUCUAUUUUAUGCUAUUCUUUAUGAUU
Molecule: messenger RNA, 1782 nt
Organism: Lycium barbarum (goji berry)
Lineage: Eukaryota; Viridiplantae; Streptophyta; Magnoliopsida; Solanales; Solanaceae
Product: importin subunit alpha-1a-like
Exons: 10
Coding region: 16-1587 (523 amino acids)
Biological process (GO): NLS-bearing protein import into nucleus
Cellular component (GO): nucleus
Molecular function (GO): protein binding; nuclear import signal receptor activity
Source: RefSeq, a predicted model, not a curated record